Cryptomeria japonica (Japanese cedar) is the source of this 804-nucleotide messenger RNA. RefSeq names its product F-box/FBD/LRR-repeat protein At2g26030-like. The transcript has 4 exons. The record is from RefSeq and is a predicted model, not a curated record. The coding region runs from base 1 to 804 and encodes 267 amino acids. Lineage: Eukaryota; Viridiplantae; Streptophyta; Pinopsida; Cupressales; Cupressaceae. Gene Ontology annotation, molecular function: protein binding.
AUGGACCUCAAAAGAAAUUUAGUAGGCCUAAAUGAUCUCCCAGAUAGCUUGUUGAUCUAUAUUCUAAGCAAAGUUCCCUUGAAGCAAGCAGUGCGUUGUUCACUCCUCUGCAAAAGAUGGAAAUUCAUCUGGACUUCCUUACCCAUCCUUAAAAUUUCAUCAAGGGAUUUCUUGUCUUCAUCAUACAGCUGCAUUAUUGAUGAUAUAUUUGAGCGUCAUUCAGGUAACCUUGAAGUUUUUGAGUUUAGCAACAAUAUCUCCUUUGAGAUCAGAGACAAGCUUUCUAAGUGGAUUCACCAAGCUGCUUUGAAAGAUAACCUUGAAGAUAAAUUCAGACAGUCUUCUUUCUCUAAAUCUCUGCUCUCCGAUAGAAGCAUUAACAGUGAGUUGCCCACGCUUGAUGAGACUUUCAAUAAUGAAAGAUUUUCGUCGGAGGACCGCGAUGGAAUUCUACUUGCCGGCAACACGCGCUAUACUGCAUUGGGUGUAAUGCAGCAGUUGUCUAAUGCCGUAUUUCCAGAUUUUUCUGCAUCAUCUUCACUGAAAAAUCUAAAGCGGGUUCAUCUGAACAUGACACGUUUUUAUGAUGCUACACGCCUACUUGCCUAUCUACUUCCACGCUCUCCUGCUCUCAAAAGUAUAUCAGUUUCCCGGAAGAAAGGAUUUGAUGGCACUAGGGCUCUGCGAUUUAUCAACAGGGUGCUGAAUCUUCAGCAACAAUUUCCAGGAACCAAAAUUCUCUUAUCACGGGAUACAGUGAAGGAAGGGAGAUGCCUCAACUGCGAUCUUGAAGAUUUUGAUUGA